UUGAUUAUUGACACAACAGGAGAAACGUUGAAUAAAUAUGAUGUCCUGCCAUAAAGCCUUCUUCCUCUUUUGCAAUUGCCAUAGGCAUUUUCUGAACUCAAAGAGGCAAAAUGACGAGCCAGUCUCAGGGAAUACAGCAGCUUCUCCAGGCAGAAAAACGGGCCAAAGAUAAGCUUGAAGAAGCCAAAAAAAGAAAAGGAAAGAGACUGAAGCAAGCCAAGGAAGAAGCCAUAGCAGAGAUAGACCACUAUAGGCUCCAGAGAGAAAAAGAUUUCAGAUGGAAGCAUUCCAAAAUAAUGGGCUCUCAUGAUAAUCUAUCAACAAAAAUAGAUGAAGAAACUGCAGCAAAAAUCCAAAGUCUCACUAAUAAUUUUCACAAGAACAGAGAGAAUGUGCUUGGUAAUCUAUUAGGCAAAGUGUACGACAUCAAUCCUGAUAUCCAUCCAAAUUAUACAUAUACAAUUUAAAUCCCCUAUGGAAAUGUUUUAAAAGAAGCAGUACUCACAGAAUGAGAUAGCCUAAUGAAGAUGGCAGAUUGGGAACUAUCACAUAUUAACUUGUUACCAAUUAUAUUUUUAUCACCAGCAAGAACCGAACAAGAAUCCAUUUGGAUUUUCUGUUUCCAACAGCUAAAUUGCUAUACAUAAUUUUACUACAGUUUUUUUUAUUAUUAUUAUUACUUUCUGCAUUCCAGCUGGAUAUAUAAUAUAAUCUCAAAGCUGAAGCAUAUUCUUGAACAUAAUAUUUGUAAUUUGGCCAGCUUUUAUAGGCAACUCACUCUGACAACGUAAAUUUUUACCCUCCCUUUUUUUUUUACCCUCCCCUUUUCCCCACUCAUUUUUGUAGCAAAGUUUGUAUCACUUAAAUAUGGGCAAAAGCAGAAAAAAGAAUGGCUUGACACUAGCAGCUUUUAAGUGGGUGUCUUUUUUUCUUCUGAUGUUCUCUACUGCUUGGAAAGUAUUUUGUCAUAUGGCUUGUUGUAGGAAAUCUGUUUGUCUCAAUAUGUGGAGUUUUAAAAUAACUAAGUAUACAAUAAAUAGUAUAUAUUAUUAGACUUAACAUUAACCGUGUGUCUCUAGGGCGGUAUGUAUGGGGAAACUACUUAUAGGAUGUCUUUACAUAUCAGAUAUACAGUAAUUGCCCCAAGUUAUGCUGGAAUUAGAAGUUCUGUCUGUGAGUUGGUAUUUGGCCAAAAUAAUCCUCUCUGUCAUUCACAGUAUCAAAAAUAUAUUUGUUUGGUUAUAGCAAAGGUAGGCAUGCAACAUCUCUAAAAUAAGUAAGAGUCUUUCUUGUUCAUGGGAUAGAUUAAAGGUAGACUUCAACUCACAAACAGUAAUAAGCAGUUCCAUCACUAAGUCUAACUGAUGACAUAACUAAAGAACUAAACUAAACUAAACUAACUAAAGUUCCCCAUAGGUCCUGCAUAAUAGACCGUGUGGGAACAAUCAUAUAAAGAAGAUUUCUGCUAGCGAAGAUCAGUUCUUUGGUGAUGAUACAGUGAAACUUAUAGACAGUAGAGUUCUUCAAUCUUGCUUAUAUCUUGCAAAUAUUACUUGAAUGGGCUAUAAUAGUUACCUGUUCUACUGGGCUUCUAGAACUG
This is a messenger RNA of Pseudonaja textilis, 1600 nucleotides long. It is a transcript of the gene ATP6V1G3, whose product is annotated as ATPase H+ transporting V1 subunit G3. Gene Ontology annotation, cellular component: vacuolar proton-transporting V-type ATPase complex; synaptic vesicle membrane; vacuolar proton-transporting V-type ATPase, V1 domain. NCBI's taxonomy places the organism in Eukaryota, Metazoa, Chordata, Lepidosauria, Squamata, Elapidae. The record is from RefSeq and is a predicted model, not a curated record. Gene Ontology annotation, molecular function: proton-transporting ATPase activity, rotational mechanism; ATP hydrolysis activity. Gene Ontology annotation, biological process: synaptic vesicle lumen acidification.